AUGUCCGACCUCGACUGCCACGCGCCCUGGCACCAUAUCCAAGAGAGCAGCAGCGAGGGCGAGGAGAUACAAGCAGCGGUGUUCCGCAAGCCACCAGCACCGCAGUCGCCGCGUCAGAGCAUCACUCGGGGCACUUUUGCAUUCCGAACGCCACCGAAGCCCAAAGACAAACGUCUCCGCCGCCUAGUGCAAGCGGAACGACAAGAGCUUCGAGUCUUCCUGCACGAGAACCCAUGCCCCGCGAAGAGGCUCGUGCAGCAAUGGCUGCUAGACGCGGCAAGCAGCGCAGUCCGCGGAGAACCCAAACCGCGGACCCUCGCAGGGAUACUAGAAUGCAAUGGAUGGACGUACGAAAGCCUCGGCUGGUUUCACUACCGUUCCUUCGCCGACCUCUGGCGAUCCGGCACGACUGCAUUCGCAGCCAGCGUCGACGCACAGCGUGCAGCCGGCAUAUGCCUCUACCAACGAGGAGGAAGAGAAUGCAUGCAGUUCAACUACUAUGUGCUCCACUACGCGAUGUGCGGCGAGGACUUCGUCGCCAACCCUCCACUAUCGGCCUUCGGCUUCGUCAACCGGAUCGAGAAAGCGUGGGACGGCAUCGGAUCCUGGAAGGCUUGA
This is a messenger RNA of Symbiodinium sp. CCMP2592, 618 nucleotides long. The record is from the annotation of a GenBank genome assembly. NCBI's taxonomy places the organism in Eukaryota, Dinophyceae, Suessiales, Symbiodiniaceae.